Molecule: messenger RNA, 1011 nt
Organism: Zasmidium cellare ATCC 36951
Lineage: Eukaryota; Fungi; Ascomycota; Dothideomycetes; Mycosphaerellales; Mycosphaerellaceae
Exons: 3
Coding region: 1-1011 (336 amino acids)
Biological process (GO): endoplasmic reticulum to Golgi vesicle-mediated transport
Cellular component (GO): endoplasmic reticulum-Golgi intermediate compartment; endoplasmic reticulum membrane; Golgi membrane
Source: RefSeq, a predicted model, not a curated record
AUGCAGCGGCCGGGCUACGCUGUGCCUCCGGCGCAGUCACCUCCGCUACACCACCCUGUUCCGCAACACGUCUCGACCGUCCCUCAACUCCGAUCUCCUCCGCCUCCCGCCGCGCAGAAUGGCCAGCAGCAAGCAGGAUACGGCUACGGUCAGAGCCCGCCGCAAGGUCAGGGGAACAACUACGUCCACCCAGCUUUCGGCGGCUUCAUGAACGAUCCCACGGCACAGAUGGGUUUUCAAAUAGGCAAGAGCGCGGUGGAUGCUGGGCAGCAGUACAUGGAGCAGAAUUUCAACCGCUACGUCAACGUUUCGGCUUUGAAGCACUACUUCAAUGUCUCCAACUCAUACGUGAUCAACAAGCUCUACAUCGUACUCUUCCCCUGGCGGCACAGACCGUGGUCACGGCAACAAGCUCGAAGCAACGACGGUCAAGGCGCAAUCGAGUUCCUCCCACCUCGCGAAGAUGUCAACUCGCCCGACAUGUACAUCCCCCUCAUGGCCUUUGUCACAUAUAUCCUGCUGUCCACCUUGAUCGCAGGCCUCAAUGGAAAGUUCGAACCGCAAUUGCUGGGCAUCACCUUCAGCAAUGCCAGCGUCAUCAUCCUGCUUGAGCUCGUGGUCCUGUGGCUGGGGAGAUACCUUUUGAACAUCAACAGCGAGAGUCAGAUAUAUGACCUGGUGGCAUACAGUGGAUACAAGUUUGUUGGCGUCAUCUUCACCAUUGCGGUGGCCGCGGUCUUCAACAGUGGAAAGGGCACAGGAGGCUGGGUGGGAUGGGUCGUCUUCGCCUACACGUACAUGGCGAAUGCGUUCUUCCUGUUACGCUCCCUGAAAUACGUUUUGCUUCCAUCGGACAGCGCACCCGGAAAUCCCGGCAUGCAAACCAUCGCACGCUCUCAACGAUCAAGGCGGACGCAGUUCCUCUUCAUUUACAGCUACCUCGUCCAAUUCGCCUUUAUGUGGUGGCUCAGCUCUUUGGACAUCAGCGGUGGCAAGAAGGCUGGGAAGUAG